Lolium rigidum is the source of this 2207-nucleotide messenger RNA. RefSeq names its product putative pentatricopeptide repeat-containing protein At3g15130. Gene Ontology annotation, biological process: RNA modification. Lineage: Eukaryota; Viridiplantae; Streptophyta; Magnoliopsida; Poales; Poaceae. The record is from RefSeq and is a predicted model, not a curated record. Gene Ontology annotation, molecular function: RNA binding; protein binding; zinc ion binding.
AUGGAGCGGCGGAAGAUGCUCGCGGACCUCCUCCGGGCGAGCGCGAGGAGCGCGGCCAUCCGCGGCGGCGUGCAGCUCCACGGAGCGCUGCUCAAGCUCGGCUUCGGCUCGGACACCAUGCUGAGCAACAACCUGGUCGACAUGUACGCCAAGUGCGGUAAGCUCGACAUGGCCCGCGAGGUGUUCGACCGCAUGCCCGACAGGAACGUGGUGUCGUGGACGGCCCUCAUGGUGGGCUUCCUGCAGCAGGGGGACGCCAGGGAGUGCCUCAGGCUGUUCGGGGCGAUGCGGCGCCUCUCGGAGGCCGCGCCAAACGAGUUCACGCUCUCGGCGACCUUGAAGGCGUGCGGCGUGGUCGGUGACACCGGCGCCGGCGUUUGCGUGCACGGAGGAUGCGUCAGGAUGGGGUUCGAGGGGCACGGCGUCAUCGCCAACUCGCUGGUGCUUCUGUACUCCAAGGGCGGAAGGGUCGGUGACGCGCGGCGCGUGUUUGAUGGUGUGGCGUCCAGGAACCUCGUGGCCUGGAACGCCAUGAUCUCCGGCUACGCGCACGCCGGGCAUGGCAGGGACGCGCUGCUCGUCUUCCGGGAGAUGCAGCGGCGGCAAGACGAGGAGGAUGGUCAGCCUGAUGAGUUCACCUUUGCCAGCUUGCUGAAAGCCUGCAGCAACCUUGGUGCGGCUCGCGAGGGCGCGCAGGUUCAUGCGGCGAUGGCGGUCCGAGGGGUCUCCACAGCAUCCAACGCCAUCCUCGCCGGCGCGCUCCUGGAUGUGUACGUCAAAUGCCGGUGGCUGCCUGCGGCGAUGCAGAUGUUUGAUCGACUGGGAAAGAAGAAUGCCAUCCAGUGGACGACGGUGAUCAUUGGGCAUGCGCAGGAGGGGCAGGUGAAGGAAGCGUUGGAGCUGUUUGGGAGGUUCUGGAGCUCCGGCGUCCGAGCCGAUGGGCAUAUCAUGUCCAGUGUCGUUGGCGUAUUUGCGGAUUUUGCUCUCGUGGAGCAAGGGAGGCAAGUGCACUGCUACACGGUCAAGGACCCGACCGGGCAGGAUGUGUCGGUGGCUAACUCCCUGGUCGAUAUGUACCUCAAGUGCGGGCUGAGCGACGAGGCAGAGCGGCGGUUCAGGGAGACGGUAGCAAGGAAUGUUGUCUCAUGGACCACAAUGAUCAAUGGCCUCGGGAAGCAUGGCCAUGGCCGUGAAGCCAUCGACAUGUUUGAGGAAAUGAGAGCUGAAGGGGUCGAUCCCGACGAGGUGGCCUACCUCGCCCUCCUGUCCGCGUGCAGCCACUCUGGCCUUGUUGAAGAAUGCCGCCGGUACUUCUCGAUAAUCCGUCAAGACCGGCGGCUGAGACUGAGAGCAGAACACUACGCAUGCAUGGUCGAUCUGCUUGGCCGUGCUGGAGAGCUUGGCGAGGCCAAGGACCUCAUCGCGACAAUGCCGAUGUCGCCAACCGUUGGUGUGUGGCAAACGCUUCUCGGGGCCUGUAGGGUGCACAAGAACGUCGCCAUAGGCAGGGAGGUGGGCGACACCCUCCUGGCCAUGGACGGCGACAACCCGGCGAACUAUGUGAUGCUGUCAAACAUAUUCGCAGAGGCCAGGGAGUGGCGCGAGUGCCAGCGGGUGCGCGACACCAUGCGGCACCGGGGCCUCAGGAAGCAGGGAGGGUGCAGCUGGGUGGAGGUCGGCAAAGAGGCGCACUUCUUCUAUGGUGGCGGCGAUGACAUGCACCCACGCAUCGCAGACCUCCGCCUCAUGCUUUGCGACGUGGAGAGGAAGAUGAUGGAACAGCUCGGGUACAUCCCCGGUGCCGUCACCGGCGACGGCACACAGCUGCAUGACGUUGACGAGGAGUCUCGUGCCGAGAGCCUGAGGGCGCACAGUGAGAGGCUGGCCGUGGGGCUGUGGCUGCUGCACCACCAUGAGCAUGAUCAUGGUGAGGUGGAGGGCAAGGAGGAGGUGAUCAGGGUGUACAAGAACCUGCGGGUCUGCAGCGACUGCCACGAGUUCUUCAAGGGGCUGUCGAGCGUGGUGGGGAGGACGCUGGUAGUCAGAGACGCUAACAGGUUCCACAGGUUCCAGGAUGGUGCCUGCUCUUGUAAAGACUACUGGUGACUUGGCUAACUGAACUUGCUAUGUUGGGAUCAAAUCGCCUCCAGUUACUGUCUUAAUCCUCGUACCCGCAGUACAAUUCUCAGAGGCACAAAGAAAUUCUU